AAAAAAAAAAUCUAAAAAUCUAGGGUUUAGGUUUCACUCCCAGCAAAACCCCAAAACACUUACACAAAACCCCUGUAUCCACCGCCGUCUACACCUUUUUUUUUAUACCAAUCAAUUUCUGUAUCUAUACUUUUCCGACAACCCAAUAAACAAACAUGAGACCACUAGACGAAUCAGAAACAACACAAGUAUUCGAAAAGCUCUUCAAAUUCACAGGCAACAAUCUCAAAAACUUAGUAGAAGCACCAUCACACGAGGGUCCAGGAACCGAACCAGGUCGUUACUGUUUCCGUCUCCACAAAAACCGCGUCUAUUAUGUCUCCGAAUCACUAGUCAAACGUGCGACAAACAUUAAACGAGAAAACCUUGUUGCCAUGGGGACCACCAUUGGUAAGUUUACUAAAAGUGGAAAGUUUCAUUUGACUAUUCAAGCUUUGAAUUUGUUAGCUGCUAAUUCGAAACAUAAAGUUUGGUUAAAACCCACGUCAGAGAUGACGUUUUUGUACGGAAAUGAUGUUGUGAAAGGUGGGGUAGGAAGGAUUACGGAUAAUAUUAGUGCGUAUGAUGGUGUUGUUGUUUAUUCUAUGUCGGAUGUUCCGUUGGGGUUUGGGAUUGCGGCUAAGUCGACUCAGGAUUGUAGGAAGAUGGACCCGAAUGGACUUGUGGUUAUUCGGCAGGCGGAUACUGGGGAGUAUUUGAGGAGCCAGGAUGAUCUUUAAAUUCAUUUGAGUAUUCAAGCUGUAUUGGUUGACGAGCAUAAGAUUGUGAAGCUGAUCGUGAUAAUUAAGACCACCAAAAAAGAGUACAUGUACAAUCAUGGAGAAAAUUUUGAAUGGAAGCGUGUUAACAGAACUAUGUGUUUACUACCGUCGGUUUGUUAGAAGUUGUGAACUUGCAUAUUGUCAUGUAUUGAUUUUGAAUUCUAAUGAAUUUUUUAUUUUGAUAA
Erigeron canadensis is the source of this 946-nucleotide messenger RNA. Its product is annotated as 60S ribosome subunit biogenesis protein NIP7 homolog. The transcript is spliced from 2 exons. Lineage: Eukaryota; Viridiplantae; Streptophyta; Magnoliopsida; Asterales; Asteraceae. The coding region runs from base 156 to 719 and encodes 187 amino acids. Gene Ontology annotation, cellular component: nucleus; preribosome, large subunit precursor; nucleolus. Gene Ontology annotation, biological process: ribosome assembly; ribosomal large subunit biogenesis. Gene Ontology annotation, molecular function: RNA binding. The record is from RefSeq and is a predicted model, not a curated record.